CUUGUUUUGUGAACAGCACCUCAACUGCCGAAAAAAGGUGCCAGGACUACAUCAAUUCCAACUUUAUCUGAAGACAAAUUCAAAAGAGUACAUGCAAAAUGACUGUCAGAGGCUGGAUGUGCCUGGUGCUGUUCUGCCUGUGUUGCAAUCAUGAGAUCCAGCCUACUGCAUGUACACCUUUGUGGAUGAAACGAAAGUUCCCCUGUGACGUCUCAGCCAAUAAUGCCUCUAAGAUUGUGUUUGACUGUAGCAAACGUCUCCUGAAACAUGUACCUGAUGGGAUAACUCGCAAUGUAACUGUGCUCGACUUAUCGCUGAAUGACAUCAAGAAUAUUUCAAAGACUUGUUUUUCUGAACUGCGGAAUCUUACGGUGCUCAAUCUCAAUGAGGCAAACAAAAACAGACUGGUGACCAUCGAUUCUCAGACGUUCAAGAAUCUGACAAAAUUGCAUACACUGAAAUUGAGUGGCAAUUGUCUAACAAAAGUCCCUGACAAUCUGCCAGUCAGUUUGAGAAACCUCGAGCUUAACAACAACAAGUUUCUGUAUUUGGAUCAAAGCAUUCUUUCUGGCCUAACAAAUGUGACAAGCCUGUGGUUAUCGAAAAACUGCUUCAGCUGGAAUCGAUGUAACAAAACUGUUCAAAUUAUGAAUGACAGUUUUGGACACAUGACCAAGCUGCAGAAACUGGAUUUGUCCUUUAAUAACUUAACCUGUGUUCCCAAAAAUCUACCCCAGUCACUUCUUAUGUUAAAUCUGGCUUCUAAUAGAAUAGAGUACAUAUCUGAGGAUGAUUUAAUUGGACUACAUAAUUUAAAGACCUUGAAAAUACAAGGGAACUGUCCAAGAUGUCAAAAUGCUCCAUUUCCUUGUGUCCCUUGCAAAAACAAAUCUCUUCAUAUCCAUCCUAAUGCAUUUUACAGUCUAACAAAGCUUCAAUCCCUGAAUCUAGGAGGAAAUUCACUAGACCAUCUAAAAUCCUCCUGGUUUGAGAAGCUGAGCAACCUCAAAGAACUGUUUCUCGCAUUUAAUUUCUUACAACAAGCAAUAACCGGGGAAGCAACAUUUUUAAAAAACCUACACAAACUGGAGAAAUUGGAUCUCUCAUUCAACUUUGCACUGAAGUCCUACCCUCUAACGUUAAAUCUUUCGAGUGACUUUUCAAGUCUUGUGUCACUUAGAACAUUACAUUUGCAAGCUUUGGUUUUCCAAACAAUUGGGCCACAUACACUCAAGCCACUAUAUGGGCUCAAAAAUCUAUCUGCAUUGAAUUUAGGAACAAACUUCAUUAUUCAGUUUACUCCCAACAUAUUCAGCAAUUUUCACCAUCUGAAAAUGAUUUACCUUGCAGAAAACAGACUGUAUCCCAUUUCAGUAAAAGAUCCUCCACAUCCAAAUAAUGGUUAUAGCGAGAGGUCAAGGGACCUUUCAAUUUCACCUCUCAUUAAAUCGCAUCCAAAAGACUUUGCAUUUGAGAUAUCGCACAGUCUUGUUAGGAAAGAGUGUUUUGACUCUGGACGAGUGCUAAUUCUGAGCUCAAAUAACCUUUUUUUCAUCAGUCCAGAGCAACUGAAGGUCUCUGAAGAUAUUGCAUGUCUUAACCUCUCAGGAAAUGGAUUUUCAGUAGCACUUAAUGGAACAGAAUUCACAGCAUUGCCUAAUCUGACCUACCUGGAUUUAUCAUACAAUAAAAUUGACCUGGUCUAUAACCAUGCCUUUCAAGAACUACAGAAACUACAGGUACUAGACCUCAGUCACAAUGCUCAUUACUUUAAAGCAUAUGGGGUAACACAUAAUUUAAAUUUCACACAAAAUCUGCCUGUUCUGAGAGUACUAAAUAUGAGUUAUAAUGGCAUUUCCACAUUAACAUCAAAACAUAUGAGCAGUAAAUCACUAGCAGAGCUACAAUUUCAAAGAAAUUAUCUCGGCACUCUUUGGAAGAAAGACGAUAGAACAUACUGGGCUCUUUUCACUAAUCUUACUAAUCUGACAAUUUUAGAUAUAUCUUACAACAACAUUGCAAGGAUUCCAGCAAAAGUAUAUGAUCAUUUGCCACGUAACCUCACCAAACUAAGAAUAAGUCAUAACAGACUUGUUGAGUUUUUAUGGGAGAAGCUGAAAUAUUUUCAUCACCUUCAAAUAUUAGACCUAAGUUACAAUUAUUUAUCUGAUAUAAUGAUUAAAGAAAAUUUUGCCCAUAGUUUGACUUUGCUUGACUUGAGUCAUAAUCACAUUUUCCACUUGGACAAUGGAUUUUUAAAAGGUGCAAACAGCCUUAAGACUCUCAGUCUUAGUAACAACAAACUGACUAUUGUCAAUCAAUCAACCUUCUCAUCAACACCUGAGAAUCACAUCCAAACUUUGUACCUGCAGAAAAACCCUUUUCAGUGUACAUGUGAUUCAUUAAAUUUCAUUCUAUGGAUUGAAAGAAGCCCGAUAAAGAUCCCUAGAUUGACUACUGACGUGAAAUGUGACACACCUGCAAACCACAAACCUCAAGUACUAAUCUUCUUUGACAUAGAACAGUGUGUAAAUGACAGUCAGGCAUUUUUGAUCUACAUUCUUACAAGUUCCUUCAUCAUUAUUUCCAUGAUUGUCACAACAAUUGCUCAUUUGUUUUAUUGGGAUGCGUCCUAUGUCCUGCACUAUUGGAAAGCUAAACUGAACGGAUACCAAUCUUUCACCUCACCUGACAGUGUUUACGACGUUUUUGUGACUUAUGACACCACAGACCCACAUGUUUCUGAGUGGGUGAUGGGGAACCUGCGGGUGAAACUAGAAGAGGAAGGAGAGAAGCAUCUCCCUUUGUGUCUGGAGGAGAGGGAUUGGCCUCCCGGAGUACCACUGGUGGACAACCUUACUCAGAGCAUCCGAUACAGUCGAAAGACACUGUUUGUCUUAACAGAGGGUUAUGUUAAGACAGGGGUUUUCAAGCUAGCCAUGUAUUUGGCCCAUCAAAGACUGCUAGAUGAGAACAUGGAUGUAAUCGUACUGUUAAUGCUCGAGGAUGUGCUGCAGCACUCUCACUUCCUGCGCUUGAGGAGGAGGUUGUGUGGGAAAAGUGUUGUGGAGUGGCCAAAAACUGCAGCAGCCGAGCCCUGGUUUUGGCAAAACCUAAGAAGUGUAGUCAGAGUAGACAAUGAGGCCAUGUAUAACAAGACCUAUUUAAAUUAUUUCACCAGUAGAUGAAAUCACAGUCGACUGUCUUGGAAAUGCAUGAACUCACACAGUUCUUCAGGCCUCGAUCAAGACUUUUAUCCACUUUUUUAAAAAACUCAUUGCAUGUCUUGUAAUUUCUGUAAAAACUAUAAUAAAUGAAUAAACUCUAUUUAAAUUAUUUUCCAUCUUCACUACAUAUAAUCUAGAUCAUAGCACACAUAAGGCUGUAUCUUAUUUGGCACUAUUACCCUUGUUGCUUUUAAUUUGUCAUUGCUGCACUGUCGGUAUUUAUUCAGGUCUUUUUUUUUUCCAAUCCUAGAUUGCAUUUAACUUGUAUGAGGUUAUGUAUUGCAAUUAUCUGUCGUUUUUUUUGUUCAAUGUGUUGUAUUUGUUAAUUAUUGAACUGCACUAAUAAAGUUCCUCACGGA
Messenger RNA from Sphaeramia orbicularis (orbiculate cardinalfish), 3586 nucleotides. RefSeq names its product toll-like receptor 8a (gene tlr8a). The record is from RefSeq and is a predicted model, not a curated record. The coding region runs from base 99 to 3188 and encodes 1029 amino acids. Gene Ontology annotation, biological process: canonical NF-kappaB signal transduction; positive regulation of interleukin-6 production; toll-like receptor signaling pathway. Gene Ontology annotation, cellular component: plasma membrane. The transcript is spliced from 2 exons. Gene Ontology annotation, molecular function: pattern recognition receptor activity; protein binding. NCBI's taxonomy places the organism in Eukaryota, Metazoa, Chordata, Actinopteri, Kurtiformes, Apogonidae.